CGACACGGCGAGCUGCCAUUCCCCGGCCAAACUUGCGCUUUAAAAGUUCCAGAUCGUGCAAAUUCCGUCUGCGUCGGCGAAAAGGACAGCAGCGGUCGGAAUCCUUGACGGGCGCAACGAGCGAGCACCGUGUCGCCGGCAGCCCUCGCUGAUCUCGUGUUUUCAGCGGGUGGUGGAAUAUUAGGAAAGGCCGCAACCUUUCGGAGCGGCCCACUGCCAAAUAAGGCAAAGGAUGUCAGCCGACGCCUCCGACGCCGACUGCUGAUAGAGCUAGACAGACGGCUGGACGUCACUGCGUGUUUUCCGGAGGAUUCAUCGAAACGUCGCCAGUGUUUUAAUCCCGGCGCUGGCUGCGUGCAUCCGACAUCAGUGGGGAAACUCGGCCAAGCGACGUGAUCCAGAAUCGGACGCCCCGCGUUGGUUAGCGGUCUGCAAUGUCUUACUCUACCAAGUACACCUUAGCCACUCUGCCACGGACGCAGAGGGGCCAGCCCAUUGUGUUGGGUGGCGAUCCUAAAGGAAAGAACUUCCUGUAUACGAAUGGAAACAGCGUCAUCAUUCGGAACAUUGAGAACCCUGCUAUCUCCGACAUCUACACUGAGCAUUCUUGUGCUGUUAAUGUUGCUAAGUACUCCCCCAGUGGCUUCUACAUUGCAUCUGGAGACCAAUCUGGUAAAGUUAGAAUUUGGGACACUGUGAACAAAGAACAUCUUCUCAAGAAUGAAUUUCAACCCAUUGCUGGUCCAAUUAAAGACAUCAGUUGGUCUUCUGACAACCAGCGAAUGGUUGUUGUGGGAGAGGGCAGGGAAAGGUUUGGUCAUGUAUUCAUGGCAGAGACUGGUACGUCAGUUGGAGAAAUUUCGGGACAGUCUAAGCCCAUCAACUCUGUUGACUUUAGACCAACAAGACCGUACCGAAUUGUAACUGGUAGUGAGGACAAUACUAUUGCUGUCUUUGAGGGACCUCCAUUCAAAUUCAAGAUGACUAAGCAGGACCACACCCGAUUUGUUCAAGCUGUGCGCUAUUCUCCCUCUGGUUCUCACUUUGCUUCUGGAGGCUUUGACGGGAAAGUUUUCUUGUAUGAUGGAGCUAAAUCUGACCUAGUGGGAGAAAUUGGAACACCUGCUCAUAAGGGUGGUGUUUAUGCUGUUGCAUGGAGCCCCGAUGGCAAGCAACUGCUGACAGCUUCAGGUGACAAGACAUGUAAACUCUGGGAUGUUGAAACUAAAUCUGUUGUCACUGAGUUUAUGAUGGGCACCCAGGUGGAGGACCAGCAGGUGUCCUGUUUGUGGCAAGGGCCUCAUCUGCUGACAGUAUCUUUGAGUGGAUUCAUUGCCUAUUUGGAUCCCAAUAACCCAGAGAAGCCUAUAAGAGUUAUCAAAGGCCACAACAAACCUAUCACUGUCCUUGCUUUAAGCCCAGAACGUGAUACUAUUUACACUGGAUCUCAUGAUGGUUAUGUAACAACCUGGGAUGCCAAAUCAGGUGAAAAUGAUAGAAUUCAGGGUAUUGGACAUGGAAACCAAAUUAAUGGCAUGUGCACUGUAGGCAACCAUGUGUACACAUGUGGAAUUGAUGACAGUGUAAAACAGAUUGACGCCACGUCUAAGACUUACACCGGAGUUGAUACGAAGCUUGCGUCUCAACCACGUGGCAUGGACUUAAAAGGAGACACUAUUGUGACUGCUUCAGUAAAGGAGAUAACUGUCAUUAAAAAUGGGAGCAAAGUGUCCAGCCUGCCGAUCAACUAUGAGUCCUCUUGUGUCAGCUUGAGCCCCCAGGAUGGCCAAACCUAUGUAGCUAUUGGUGGAGCAACUGAUAACAAGGUUCAUGUCUAUGACCUUGUGAAUGGCCAGCUGAGCCCCAAGGCAGAGUUGGAUCAUUUAGGUCCAGUGACAGAUUGUGCAUUUUCUCCAGAUGGCAACUACCUUGUUGCUUGUGAUGCAAACCGUAAGGUUAUCCUUUACAAAUCUCCAGAAUUUGAGCUUGCUCACAACAAGGAAUGGGGAUUCCACAAUGCUAGAGUGAACUGCGUGGCAUGGUCUCCAAACUCCCAAUUCGUUGCCAGUGGUAGCUUGGACACCACCAUAAUUGUGUGGAGUGUGCAACAGCCAUCUAAGCACAAUAUUGUCAAAAAUGCUCAUGCUCAGAGUCAAAUUACUCGUUUGGCGUGGCUAGAUGAUGAAACUCUUGUAUCUGUUGGUCAAGAUUGCAACACCAAGGUUUGGAGUAUCACACCAUUCUAAAAUGGUUGAGUGCCCUUAAAUUUUGGAGAAAAUUGGAAUCAUACAUGCAGAUAUAUAUAAUAAUCUGUGAUGAGUCAUGUAAUAUAAACUUUCAUGAAUCUUCUUUUUCUAAAAAAAAUAAUUAAUAAACUUGCAAAUAGUUUGUAAGGGAUCAGUCCCUGUUAAACUUACUUCUUAUUGAAUAUGUUCACACACUUCUUUUGGUUGUACCGUUAUAUGUCAUAGGAGUCACACCCUUAUGUAAGAACUUUUCUUCAUUGUCACUGGCAUGAGAACUGUGGUGUAGAGGAGAGAAGCUUCAUAAUAUAUGGCUAAUAUCACUCUUGAAGAUAAGUUCAAAAAAUUGUAAAAAAUCUAUUUAUUCCUGUUCUUCCAUUAUAGUAUCACUACUGUCAUGUUAUCAGUGAUCAAAAAUUAUUUUUCAAUGAUUGAUUUUUCAAUGGUUGAUAUUUUUUCUUUGAAAGAUUAUUUAUACUCUAUUAAUGUUUGGGGGGGUUUUAUGUUGAAGAGUCACUUUUUAAAUGUGCCCUGGCCAAAAAAAAUAUUCCAUGUAUUUUAUCACAACUUCUGGGUUUGGCCUUUUAAAAAUAAAUAUUAAAAAAUAUUCAUUAUAGCCUUUCAUCAUCCUCAAUUGUUGUGCCCAGUUCUUGAAAUGAAACGCUUCCACUGCUGCCAAGCCUUACAUUGGUAGUGUGGGUUUUUCAAAGAGUCUUUGGCUGCAACCUGUCUUAUUUGUGUUAUCAUUCAUAAUUAUUGGGUGCUUAAAUUUUGAGCUCAAAUACAUUGAGGUACAUUGCAGUGAAAGAUAAAAUUAACACAUCUCUUGAUUCUUUAGUAAGACACACUUUGUGCUUGCUCUAUGGUCUUGUUGUGAUUGUGUGCCCACCAAAGGCAGUUUUGUUUUAUCCAAAUCAUUUUUCUUUUACUCACCCUUUACCAUGUUUGUUAAAUCCUAAUAUCAAAGUGUGUUUCAAUUUAUAGUUUGUGAUAUUUUAUUUUUAGUUGCUUUCAUUUUUAUGGUUUUAUGUCCUGUUUUAACAAAUAAAUAAUGUAUAUGUACAUGUGCCCUUCCUAACGUGCAAUCAAUUGUCAUGCAGUGAAGUUUGACUUUGGUGUGUACCAUUUGCAUGGUUUGGUCAUGGUGACCCCCAUCGUACCUGCCUGAAUUAUGUAGCUGACUUAUGAUCUCCAACCAAAGUAUAUUGCAAGAAGUGGUAUUGUGUGUAUGAAUUUCAUUAUAUAUUAGCUCUAUGUCAAUGGACAGUAUUAAUAUCAUGGUACACUACUCAUCAAUACAUUAUAUUGCAAUAGGUUUAAGUUAUUGGUUGUGUCCUGGUUCCUUCCCUCUUUUGUAUUAAAUUUAAAAUUGGCUUCCUGGACUUGUGUGCUAGGUGUGGAAGUUUGACUAAUUUGUCUAAGGAGUGAUCCCUUUUGUAACAGUGUUAUUUGAGUUUGUAGCUUCAUUUGUAAUAUGCCAAAUUUUGUUGGAUCUUUAGCUGCAGACCAAAGGCAUAUGUAUGUUGUGGACUGAUGCAUUUAUAUUUUGGGUUUAGUGCUAUUAAUGUGGUAUUACCUCUUUA
Molecule: messenger RNA, 3826 nt
Organism: Thrips palmi
Lineage: Eukaryota; Metazoa; Arthropoda; Insecta; Thysanoptera; Thripidae
Gene: flr
Product: actin-interacting protein 1
Exons: 14
Coding region: 435-2246 (603 amino acids)
Biological process (GO): locomotion; positive regulation of actin filament depolymerization; sarcomere organization
Cellular component (GO): cortical actin cytoskeleton
Molecular function (GO): actin filament binding
Source: RefSeq, a predicted model, not a curated record